AUGGGUGGUGGAGACUUGAACAUGAAGAAGUCUUGGCACCCGCUCCUGUUAAAGAACCAGGAGCGGGUCUGGCUUGAAGAGAAGAAAGCGCUCGAGGAGAAGAAGAAGCUUGACCAGCUCCGCAAAGAGAAGGAGGAGGAGCGUCAGCUGCAAGAGUUGCAGCGCCUGCAGGAAGAGCAGACGGGGAACAAGAGACAGGAGAAGCUGGAGUGGAUGUAUGCUACUCCAGCGACGGGUAUCAACCAGAACACAAACGAACUGGAGGAUUACCUCCUGGGAAAGAAGCGAGUGGACAAGAUACUGACGGCUGGCGAGAACGAGAAGGUCGGGGCCGCACACAAGAACUUCAUUGCCACCCAGUAUGCAAACACAAUGCGUGACACCGCCGCCAAGGUUCGCGAAGACCCCCUGCUUGCCAUCAAGCAGCAGGAACAGGCCGCGUACCAGGCUCUUAUGUCCAACCCUCUCCGGUUGCGCGAGAUGCAGGAGCGUGCGGGCAUCAAGCCCAAGAAGGACAAGAAAGACAAGGAGAAAAAGGAGAAGAAGCAUAAGAAAGACAAACGCAGGGAGCGCUCUGCGUCGCCGUACGACGAAUAUCACCGUUCGGGUUCGGAUUCCAGGGAUCGAUACUCUCAUUCGAAGAUGUCCCCGAGUCCAUAUGACCGCCGUAGCCGCUCUCCACCACCUCCCCGGUCUCGCUACGACGGCAACGAACAAUACUCCCGCAGACGUGGAAGAACCCCGAGUCCCGAUUACAAUCGCAGAGACCUCAACCCCAGUCACGACAAGGGCCGGGGCACGCGUUAUGACGACGGGGUGCGUACAUGGCCGAAGUCAGAUGAGUCCGACGAGGGCUUCGACAGACGGCGAAGCUCCCGUGUCGGCGAUGACAGGAAGAGGAGACGAAGUCGCAGUAGGAGCCCCCCACGCUACGACCUUCCAAAGCGUUCUCGUAUGAGCUCUCCACCACCUCGUGCAUCUCAACCACAGCCAUCGUCGAGCGCUGCCGACGAUCGUGCUGCCCGUCUCGCGUCUAUGUCCGCGGACGCGUCGAACCUCACUGUAGAGCGGCGGGAACGCCUCACCGAGCUCCUGGAGAGGGAGAAAGCCGAAGCCGAGGCGGAGGAGCGUGCCAGGGCGAAGUCAAGGGGUAUGGGCGAUUUCCUAAGCUAUGAGCAGAAGAAGGUCUUCGGCGGAGCAGGCGGUCUCGAGGAGCGCAUACGGCGAGGAAGAGGGCAGCUACGCGUUGAUGCUGACUGA
This is a messenger RNA of Fomitopsis serialis, 1260 nucleotides long. RefSeq names its product Pre-mRNA splicing factor-domain-containing protein. Gene Ontology annotation, biological process: mRNA splicing, via spliceosome. The transcript is spliced from 3 exons. The record is from RefSeq and is a predicted model, not a curated record. The coding region runs from base 1 to 1260 and encodes 419 amino acids. Gene Ontology annotation, cellular component: U2-type spliceosomal complex. Lineage: Eukaryota; Fungi; Basidiomycota; Agaricomycetes; Polyporales; Fomitopsidaceae.